Messenger RNA from Rhinopithecus roxellana (golden snub-nosed monkey), 849 nucleotides. Its product is annotated as small nuclear ribonucleoprotein-associated protein N-like. The record is from RefSeq and is a predicted model, not a curated record. Lineage: Eukaryota; Metazoa; Chordata; Mammalia; Primates; Cercopithecidae. Gene Ontology annotation, biological process: mRNA splicing, via spliceosome. Gene Ontology annotation, cellular component: U5 snRNP; cytoplasm; U4 snRNP.
AUGUUGAAGCCCGUGUGUCCCGGGAAGGCGGACCCGGGUCUCCCGCCCCCGUCCCUAAACCUUGCCGGCCCCAACCCCAACCCCAGCCCCUCACAUACCUGCCUCCGCGCAGUUAACGCCGUGGGGGGCCGCCCAGUCAAUCAGUUUUUCGGGUUCCGCCUGCGGGCAGGAAGCGGAGGAACCUUGGAGCUCUUUGGCAGCUUUUCAAAGAACUUGGCAAGACUGCAGCAGCACAUUGACUAUAGAAUGAAAUGCAUCCUACAGGAAGGCAGAAUCUUCUUUGGCGCCUUUAAGGCGUUUGACAAGCAUGUGAUUUUUAUCCUCUGCGAUUGUGGUGAGUUGAGAAGGAUCAAGCCAAAGAAUGUGAAGCAACCAGAAAAAAAAGAAAAGCACUUUUGGGGUCUGGUGUUGCUGCAUGGGGAGAACUUGGUAUUCAUGACUAUGGAGGGGCCACCCCACAAAGAUGCUCGGGUACCACUUGCUGGAGCUGCAGGAGGCCCUGGCGUUGUUAGGGCAGCUGGUAGAGGAGUAUCAACUGGUGUAUCAAUUUCCCAGGCUCCUGCUGGAUUAGCAGGCCCUGUCCUGGAAGUUGAGGAACCAUCCCAGCAGGUAAUGACUCCACAGAGAAGCAUUACUGGAGCCCCAACACAAUACCCACCAGGACUGGGGACUCCACCCCCACCUGUUGGCAGAGCAGCCCCACCUCCAGGCAUUAUGUUUCCUCCACCUGGUAUGAAACCACCCAUGGGCCUACCAAUUGGGCCUCCCCUUGCUGGAGGGAUGUCAAUAGGCAUGCCCCCUCCAGGAAUGAGACCCCCUCCACCAGGAAUGUAUCCGCCAAGACCCUAG